AUGUUAUUUUAUAAAAAGUAUUGUAAUUCAACUCCAGAAGUAACUAGUGGAUGGUACAAGAAAGAAAAAUAUACUUCAAAGGAAUUUAUGGUUGUGUCUGCACAUCCUCUGGCGACAAAGGCAGGCUAUGAUAUUAUUAAUAUUGGAGGAAAUGCAAUCGAUUCUAUGAUAGCUGUACAAUUGGUUCUUAAUUUGGUGGAACCACAAUCAUCUGGAAUAGGUGGUGGCUCUUAUCUUAUAUAUUUCGAUAAAAAGAACGAUAAGUUACUUUCUUUCGAUGGAAGAGAGACUGCUCCAAGUGGGGUGACCGAAAAGUUAUUUUUCAAUCAAACUACAAAUCAACCAAAAACAUUUAUUGAGGCAUUGGUUGGUGGUAGUUCCGUUGGUGUACCGGGUACUUUAAAGCUUAUGGAACAUGUACAUUCACAAUUUGGAAAGCUUCCAUGGAAACAAUUAUUUCAACCGGCAAUCAAAUUGUGUAUAGAUGGUUUUCCAAUUGGCAAUCGAUUGGCAACAAUGCUGGCAAUGGAGAAAUAUAAACCUUUUUUACUGAAGGAUCCUGAAUCGAGAAAGUUCUUUUAUAAUUCAGAUCUAACACCAAAGAAAGAGGGGCAAAUUCUAAAGAAUGUAAAACUUGCCAAAGUUUUUCAGAGAAUAUCUCUGUUGGGUAGUGAUGCAGGUUUUUACAAUGGAGAAAUAGCCAGUAAGAUAGUUGCAAAAGUAAAGAACCAUCCUACCAAUCCUGGAUUUCUAGAGAUGGAAGAUCUAAGAAAGUACCAAAUUAAAUCCACAACACCCAUUUGUCAUGAUUACCAAAAGAAUACUGUUUGUACAACUAGACCGAGUGGUAUUAUAUUGCUACAGAUAUUGGGAAUUUUAGAUUCUUUACCAAACAAGUAUAGAAUAGAAAACCUUCCUCCAACACUUGAAAAUAUUGAUAAUUUCGGUAAAUAUUACCAGCCAACUACCAAAGCACUACAUAUUUUCAGUGAAGCCAGUAAACUUGCUUUUGCCGAUAGAAAUAGAUACCUUGCCGAUUUAGAUUUGAAUUGGGAUCUAUUUUUGGAAAAGAAAUAUCUAAAGGAAAGAUCGGCGUUGAUAACAGAGAAGAGCUUGGGACAAGCAGUGGCAGGUAAAUUCACCAGAGAACAACUAUUGGGAAAUAGCUUCAAAGAGGGUCAUUCACAUGAAUUUCCAUGUACUUCUCACAUUUCAAUUGUUGAUAAAGAAGGAAAUUCUGUAUCAAUGACAACCUCUAUUGAAAAUGGAUUUGGAUCGACAUUAAUGGUCGAAGGAUUUCUCUUGAAUAACCAGUUGACAGACUUUUCAUUUGAUCCCUAUGAUGUCAAAGACCAAUGCUCCGUUGCCAACAAGGUCAGUCCCAACAAACGACCUAGAUCUUCUAUGUCUCCAACUCUAGUUUUUAAAAAACACGAAGAUACUAGUAAUCGUGGUAAAAGAAGUCUAUUAAUGUCUAUUGGUUCUGCAGGCGGACCAACCAUUCCGUUGACAAUUGCGAAAUCAAUAGUUGCAUCAAUGAAUUGGGGUAUCACUCUUCAAGAUUCUUUCAAUAUGCUUAACUUUGGUUCGAUUAACCAGAAUGCACAAAUUUUGAUCGAACUUGGAAGAAUCAACAAAACCAAUAUUGAUAUUUUGAAAAAUCAAUACGGUCAUGAGAACAUUAAUUACCUUGAACUUUCAACAGGUUUACAAGGAAUAAUGUAUGACGAUAAAGAAAAAUGUUGGGUGGGUGCAUCUGAUCCUCGUAAAGAAGGUAUUGCAAUGGUUGGAUGUUGUUAA
Heterostelium album PN500 is the source of this 1800-nucleotide messenger RNA. Its product is annotated as gamma-glutamyltransferase family protein. Lineage: Eukaryota; Evosea; Eumycetozoa; Acytosteliales; Acytosteliaceae. The transcript is spliced from 3 exons. Bases 1 to 1800 code for a protein of 599 amino acids. The record is from RefSeq and is a predicted model, not a curated record.